Otolemur garnettii (small-eared galago) is the source of this 3192-nucleotide messenger RNA. RefSeq names its product chloride channel CLIC like 1 (gene CLCC1). The transcript has 11 exons. Gene Ontology annotation, cellular component: endoplasmic reticulum; membrane. NCBI's taxonomy places the organism in Eukaryota, Metazoa, Chordata, Mammalia, Primates, Galagidae. The coding region runs from base 109 to 1746 and encodes 545 amino acids. Gene Ontology annotation, molecular function: chloride channel activity. The record is from RefSeq and is a predicted model, not a curated record.
AGCCCGGCGCGCGUUAAAACGCUCGGCCGCUGCGGCAGGCGGCUCGCCAUCUUCUCCUGCCGGCCCGGGCGGGUACCUUUCUGGAGAGACGGGCAGGCGACCAGGACGAUGCUGUGUUCUUUGUUCCUUUGUCAAUGUCUGUUGCUAGUAACUGGCUAUGCUCAUGAUGAUGACUGGAUUGACCCCACAGACAUGCUUAACUAUGAUGCUGCUUCAGGAACAAUGAGAAAAUCUCAGGUGAAAUAUGAUAUUACAGAGAAAAAAGAUGUCAGUCCUGACUUGUCAUAUGCUGAUGAAAUGUCAGAAUGUUAUCACAGACUUGAUUCUUUAACUCAUAAGAUUAAUGAGUGUGAAAAGAAAAAGAAGGAAGACUAUGAGAGUCAAAGCAAUCCUGUUUUUAGGAGAUACUUAAAUAAGAUUUUAAUUGAAGCUGGAAAGCUGGGACUUCCUGAUGAAGACAAAGGUGAUAUGCAUUAUGAUGCUGAGAUAAUCCUUAAAAGACAAACCUUGUUAGAAAUACAGAAGUUUCUCAGUGGAGAAGACUGGAAGUCAGGUGCCUUGGAUGAUGCGCUAAGUGAUAUUUUAAUUAAUUUUAAGUUUCAUGAUUUUGAAACAUGGAAAUGGCGAUUUGAAGAUUUCUUUGGAGUGGAUCCGUAUGAUGUGUUCAUGGUACUUCUGUGUCUGCUCUGCAUCGUGAUGUUAGUAGCUACUGAGCUGUGGACAUACGUACGUUGGUACACCCAGUUGAGACGUGUUUUAAUCAUCAGUUUUCUCAUCAGUUUGGGAUGGAAUUGGAUGUAUUUAUAUAAGCUAGCUUUUGCACAGCAUCAGGCCGAAGUUGCCAAGAUGGAUCCAAAAAAUGUGUGUGCUGAAAAGAUGAAUUGGACUGGAAGUAUUUGGGAGUGGCUUAGAAGUUCAUGGACCUAUAAGGAUGACCCAUGCCAAAAAUACUAUGAGCUCUUAUUAGUCAACCCGAUUUGGUUGGUCCCACCAACAAAGGCACUGGCAGUUACAUUCACCAACUUCGUAACAGAGCCAUUGAAGCACAUUGGAAAAGGAGCUGGGGAAUUUAUUAAAGAACUCAUGAAGGAGAUUCCACUGUUACUUCACGUUCCUGUGCUGAUAAUUAUGGCAUUAGCUGUCCUGAGUUUCUGCUACGGUGCUGGAAAAUCAGUUUACAUGCUAAGGCAUUUAGGUGGUCCUGAUAGAGAACCUUCCCGGGCACUUCAAUCAGGUGACCGAAGACGGGAGAAGGAAAUCGAUUAUAGACCCCAUGGUGGAGCAGGUGAUGCAGAUUUCUAUUAUAGGGGCCAAAGCUGCCCCAUUGAGCAAGGCCCUUAUGACAAAACGUACGAGGGUAGAAGAGAUGUUUUGAGAGAGAGAAAUGUUGACUUGAGAUUUCAGACUGGCAGCAAGAGCCCUGAAGUGCUCCGGGCAUUUGAUUUACCAGACACAGAAGCACAAGAGCAUCCCGAGGUGGUACCCAGUCCUAAAUUACCUAUUUUGGACACAAAGACUAAAGAAAUUGGUGAAAUCCCAGGAGAAAGCACACCAACAGAAAGCAGUACUGAAAGUAGCCAGUCUGCUAAGCUUGUCUCUUGCCAAGAAGUAUCAGGGAAUGUGGAAGAGUCACCUUCGGUGGAAAAGGCCCAGCUCCAGACUGAAGCCAAAGGAGGCACACACAGCCCAGCAAGAACUGCUGCAGGGGCAUGUGGAAAGGAUCCAGCCGGCAGCCCGUGUGGCUAGAGGAACAUGCACAAUAGCUCUGAAGUCUUUGGGUUUUGUAAAGUAUUCUCUUAACAAUUCUAUUCACUCUUCUUAAAAGAAUAUUCUGGUAUUUACUACAAAGGUGCCAACUUAAAUAAUAUUUUUACUGAUAAUCAGAAUUAAAUGCAUGUUAUGAAAGCUUUUAAUUCCAUCUUUGAUAUAUACAUUCUAUAAUGUUUUAAAGUGUUAAUUUUAGAACAAGGUCUCAUAGUAUUUAUACUUUAAGAUGAACAUGGCAAGCUUCACUGAUUCUAGAUAGUUGAGGCUGGUUUGAAUUAGGGGACUUUGAAAAAAUUUAUUGUUUGUAGGAAUUUGUAGGAAAGUUUCUGUUGCCCAGUGGAAGUCCUACGUUAGUUAACAGAAUAAUUUGUUCUGCAUUGGAUUCAAAGUGUUUCCAAUGUGAUAGGUACUCAAAAACUACUUAGAGGAAUCUAUUAUUAAGUUCAUUUUCUUUGUGCACUCCAGCAGCUUAGUGCAGCCACGGAGUAUACUUGACCAGCAUCGCUAGGACAGAUACCUCAGUUUAUUUCUCUUUAGGCCACCCACAGGUAAAUGGGCCUUUCUAGUUUCAUCUCUUCUGCAACUGUCACUGGGUCUGCUUCAUUAUUGUCCCUUUUACUUUGUUUCACUAAGAUAGAACUAAAGAUUGCUAGAGGACUUUAUACCUUGUAGCUUGUUAUAUCAGUAAUCUCAAUUUUACAGUCGGUAGACUUUGAGAAUGGUUUUAUUCUUUUCUCCACCAAAUGAAGUGCACAGGCUUUUAUAAGACCUGUUUUUCUUGUUCAUAAUCCUAGUAGUUGAGACUAUUAGAUAUUACCAUAUUUUAUUUAUAUUAUAGCAAACCAUAUUGUCUUGGCCAUAUGAAGUUCUAAAUUUGAGAGAGCUAUACAUAGAAAAGAAUACUACCACCAUGGUAAUGCAGACAAGUCAUCAACAUUUUUUUAAUCAGUCUUUCCAAUUUUAAAAAGCAUUCCUCACUUUAAACAUUUUAAAAAGGAAUUUAUAAAUUUUGCACGUGUCCCUGGCUAGCAGAUUUCAUGUAUAUCACGUGUCCAUAUUCAGCUGCUUACUAAAAUGAUACCAGUCAGGAAUAAAUCCUUAAAAUUUUCAUGUAGGCAUUUGUUUGGGAAAACAUACUCAAAGUAUUUGCAUUUUGCUUUUUAAAAAAGUGAAGUGGGGCGUGCUGCGGAGGAACGGCUGUUGACUUGCGGUGGCUUCAGGGCCUCCGCUGGUCUGGGGCUGCGGUGUUGUGCUUCAUGACUAUCAAGAACAAGUAUGCCACGACUAAGCAUGCUAAGAUCAGCACUGUAGCACAGCUGAAUUCUGCAUUAGUUCACGAUUUAGCCAAGGCUGUGGCAAAGGUGUAACUUGUAACCUUGAGUACUAUAUCUGCAAAUAAAAUUGGCACCAUGUGCCAUCUGUACA